UACGGGGAGAGCGGAUAUAGUGAAUGCGGGGUACGGGGAGAGCGGAUAUAGUGAACGCGGGGUCCGGGGAGACUAGAUAUAGUGAACGCGGGGUCCGGGGAGACUAGAUAUAGUGAACGCAGGGUCCGGGGAGACUAGAUAUAGUGAAUGCAGGGUUCGGGGAGACUGGAUAUAGUGAAUGCGGGGUAUGGGGAGAGCGGAUAUAGUGAAUGCGGGGUCCGGGGAGAGCGGAUAUAUCCGAGGAGAGCGGAUAUAGUGAAUGUAGAGUCCGAGGAGAGCGGAUAUAGA
Molecule: messenger RNA, 288 nt
Organism: Staurois parvus
Lineage: Eukaryota; Metazoa; Chordata; Amphibia; Anura; Ranidae
Source: the annotation of a GenBank genome assembly